ACAGGGGUGCACAGCACAAGGAUGCAAGCCCCCUCUUCAGAGGCCACAAUGGAGAAGGACCUCAACUGCUACCAGGACGCAGCCAAGCCAGUGGCCGGUAACAGGUUGGGCGCUGAGGGGCCAGAGGCACAGCUGGACGAUUUUGUGGGUGCUCCCCCCGACUACAACGAGGAGGAGGAGGAGCAGAAGUAUUUCCGCCGCAAGCGCCUGGGGGUGGUGAAGAACGUGGUGGCUGCCAGCCUGGCCCUCACCCUCACCUAUGCUGUCUACCUGGGCCUCCUGCAGAUGCAGCUGAUCCUCCACUACGACGAGACUUACCGGGAGGUGAAGUACAGCAACAUCCAACUGGAGGACAUCGACCGCAAGGUCCUGAUGGGCAUCAACGUCACCCCGGUGGUGGCACUGCUCUACACACCCGUCCUCAUCCGGUUCUUGGGCACCAAGUGGGCCAUGUUCCUGGCAGUUGGCAUCUACGCCCUCUUCGUCUCCAGCAACUACUGGGAGCGCUACUACACGCUGGUGCCCUCCGCCGUGGCCAUCGGGGUGGCCAUCGUGCCGCUCUGGGCUUCCACGGGGAACUACAUCACGAGGAUGGCGCAGAAGUACUACGAGUACACCAGCUACAAAGAGGAGUACAUCCAGGAGCAGGAGCGAGCACCGCGAGGUGCCUUCAACACCUACAUCAUCAUCUUCCAGACUGUCUUCUAUGCCUGCUUCCAUCUGAGCUUCGUCUGUGCGCAGAUGCCCAUGCUCUUCUUCCUCAACAACUACCUCUACCACCACAACCACACACUCGCUGGGGUCAAGCACUGCGGUACCCUGAGCCACGGCACCUUAGCUGGCCUCAACAAGACAGUUCUUCAGAGCCUUCCUCGCAGCGUCAACCUCAUCAUCGUGGAGAGCGCCUUGAUGGCAGCUGCCUUCCUCGCCAUGCUGCUGGUGCUGGUGCUGUGUGGCUCAGCCUAUCGACCCACGGAGGAGAUCGACCUGCGCAGCAUCGGCUGGGGGAACAUCUUCCAGCUGCCCUUCAAGCACAUGAGAGACUAUCGCCUGCGCCACCUCCUCCCCUUCUUCAUCUACAGCGGCUUCGAGGUGCUCUUCGCCUGCACCGGCUUCACCUUGAACUACGGGGUGUGUGUCCUGGGGCUGGAGAAGUUGGCAGAUCUCCUCAUGGCCUACGGCUUCUCGGCUUCGGUGUGCUCCAGCCUGGCACUCUGCACCCUGCGCCUGCGCCGGCAGGUCCCACUGCUGGCUGGUGGCCUUGUCCACACUGCCCUCCUGGUGACCCUCUUCUGCUGGGCACCUGAACCCCAGCACCUCCUCCAGGCACCUCUGCUCUACACCAUCGCCGUGCUCUGGGGCAUGGGCAGUGCCCUCAACAAGACGGGCAUCAGCAUCCUCCUGGGCAUGCUGUAUGAGGACAAGGAGCGCCAAGACUUCAUCUUCACCAUCUACCACUGGUGGCAAGCUGUGGCCAUCUUCACCGUCUACCUGUGGUCGGGGCUCCCCAUGAAGGCCAAGCUCUCCAUCAUGCUGCUGACGCUGUGGGUGGCAGCGGGGUCCUACCUGCGGAUGGAGCACAAGCUGGGGCAGCACGUGGCCUACCGCCUGCCCCGCAUCCCUCGCCCGCACCACACCAUGCGUGGCUACCGCUACGUGGAGGAGGACAACUCGGACGAGCCCGGCUCGGAGGGUGAGGAAGCUGCCAACGGUGAUGAUCGACACCCAGCCGCCAGCAGGGACAAGCUGCCAAACGAUGACGAGGAACAUCUGGAUUAG
Messenger RNA from Indicator indicator, 1779 nucleotides. RefSeq names its product unc-93 homolog B1, TLR signaling regulator (gene UNC93B1). Gene Ontology annotation, biological process: toll-like receptor signaling pathway; toll-like receptor 7 signaling pathway; intracellular protein transport. Gene Ontology annotation, cellular component: endosome; lysosome. Gene Ontology annotation, molecular function: Toll-like receptor binding. The transcript is spliced from 12 exons. The record is from RefSeq and is a predicted model, not a curated record. Lineage: Eukaryota; Metazoa; Chordata; Aves; Piciformes; Indicatoridae. Bases 22 to 1779 code for a protein of 585 amino acids.